This is a messenger RNA of Babesia ovata, 1605 nucleotides long. RefSeq lists its product as uncharacterized. NCBI's taxonomy places the organism in Eukaryota, Apicomplexa, Aconoidasida, Piroplasmida, Babesiidae. The record is from RefSeq and is a predicted model, not a curated record. The transcript is spliced from 3 exons. Bases 1 to 1605 code for a protein of 534 amino acids.
AUGGGCCCUUUUAGGCUGUUGCAUUUAUUAUACAUCCUCGCUUUUGCGGGUUACGGCUUUACCGGCUACGCCACGGGUGAAGUAGCACUUGGAGGCUUCGACGCCGCGCCUGUGGAAGAUGUCGUAUUUUCGGAAUUGGAUACUACUGCGGAUCCCUCCGGCGACCUUGACAUCAACGAGAUUGGAAGCGCGGUUGAGGAAGGGUCGGAUUCCCGCAAAUUACGCAAAGGAGGAGCUAAAAAGGGUGCCGCUAGCAAGAAGGGUUUGGCGAAGCCAGCUGCCAAAAAAGGUCGCCUUGCAAAGAAGAAAGCGGCCGGCAAGGACAAAAAGGCAAAGAAAGCGGGGAAGAAGGGUAAAGCUGCCAAAGUUGCGACGCCAACAGUUGUAACUGACCCGAAUGCAACAUAUGCACGCUAUAAGGCAGAUAUUAGUGACCCAAUGCACUUUUACCGUUCUCAAGUGACGUUCGACACGGAUCCGAACACUGACAACUCGGUGUACCUGUACUUCAAAACACCGCUAUCUGCUACUGAUAUUAGCGGUCUGUUGAAGAAGAGCCGUGUGAAGAUUCUUGACACGAAAUACGUAUCCAUGAACCAAGAAGAGAUGUCCAGGCUUGACGCCGCUGACAGCAAGAUCAGCUGGGUCUACAAUGAAAAGACGAAAAAGUUCUACCGCUUCAAAGGCGCUGCUGGCGGCACGGGAUCAUUGAAUGCUAGCACUAAGAACUCUACAGAAGCUGAGUCGACAUCAGCCGAUGAGAGCACCAAGGGCAGCUCAACAAGCGAAACAUCUACGACGGAAAAUUCAUCAAAAAAUUUUAGAGGCGAGUCGGCUGUCACAGGCGAAACCGACGCGAAUCCAACCAAUUCUGAGUCCAGCACGGCAGACAGCAGCAAUGUUUCGCUCACCGAAAGCACGUUGGCGGCCAAUGACUCGUCGGCGUCGGAUGCAAAAACACAGGAAUCCAGCGACAAUAGCUCCGGUAACAGCUCAGACUCGAAAAAUGUUACAAACGGCGUAACAAGUGGUGUCACUGAGUCGGACGGUGAAACCACGGAGACUACUUCCACCGUCUCUAGUGAUGCCGAUGCUUCAGUGACGGGAGAGGAUGGUGCAUCACCAAGCAGCGACCCGAUCUCGGCUGAUGAAUCCAUCACAACCACCACUGGUGGCAGCACAAGCGUGGACAAGAAUAGCACCACGAAUGACACAGCGUCUACCAAGAAGAAGAAUCCCGUCACCGGCUCCUAUGAUCUUGUCGACGAAAACGGCAACGCUGCCGACACCAGCAUGCACAAAAGGGCUCUUGACGACGAAAUAGCGUCCGAAACCGGAGACACCAGUGGCGUAGUCCUGAAGGGAUUCAAGCGCCUGAAUGAGGACGGCGAGGUCAUAGCUUCCUCCGAUACCACCAGCACGACGACGACGGAGGAUACGUCCGGAUCCACCACAAAAAAGACACCCGAUUCUGAGGAUGGUUCGCCCCUGUGGUCACGCCGGCGCGUUCAAAAUGAGGUAAUUGCAACCGAGAAGAGAGUAUCCACAUUGGAGAAUAGAAUGGGCAAGGCCGAAAAGAAGCUCGAUGAAGUGGUCAAGAUCUAG